Liolophura sinensis is the source of this 822-nucleotide messenger RNA. Its product is annotated as protein rolling stone-like. The record is from RefSeq and is a predicted model, not a curated record. Gene Ontology annotation, cellular component: membrane. The transcript has a single exon. The coding region runs from base 1 to 822 and encodes 273 amino acids. Lineage: Eukaryota; Metazoa; Mollusca; Polyplacophora; Chitonida; Chitonidae.
AUGACGUUUCUCACCACGUGGACAUACUUGGUCUUGACGCUCCACCUGUCGAUAGCAGCAUGUACUACCGUCUAUUCCGUCUGGAAAUCCAAGCAGCGUAUUAACCAAGGAACAGCUGUCCUAAAGAGUUUAGCUCGGAGGCAGUCUUCACAUGUCAAUCCAACUUUUGAGCACGAUAUCAAUAUAGAGUGCAAUGGAAAGGCUUUAAAAGAUGCGCCUGGAGAAAAUUGCAAUGGUACCCACGGACACGCACAUGUCUCUGACCAACCAGAAGCAAUUUGCCCCGACACUGAGCUGGACAUGGAAGAAGACCACAAGAAGGAAGAACCAGCGCCACUAGCCGUGCAGGUAGACAAGAUCACGUGGUACAUGAAGUUGUCCUGGAUGCUUUAUGAUAUAAUAUGCAUCACAGCACCUGUUGUAUCUGUGGUAUACUUCACAACAAUAUAUCCAAAGAUCAAGAGCCGCUAUGGCCCAAGCGGCAUUUCACUAGAAGACCUAAACGUACACGGAAUUAACAGUAUCAUUGUAUUCGUGGAAAUGUGCCUGACGUCAUAUCCGGUGCGACUUCUGCACGCGUUGUAUCCCGUAAUGUACGGAUUUGCAUACGUCGUGUUCAGUCUGAGUUACUGGUCAAGCGACCCUGUACAUAAUGUCCUAUAUCCCGGCGUUCUGGAUUGGAACAGCCCUGGUAACGCUAUAAUGGUGGUGCUCGCACUGGCAUUUAUUGGUAUUCCCUUUUUACAGCUCAUACAUUUUGGGUUCUACCAGCUAAAGCUUCUCGUUUAUAGAAAAUUAUAUGGUAGGCCUUAUUUGGAAUAA